CAGCUCCCGGCCAUUGCCCCUUCCUGCACAGGGUCUACCCCCGUCACAGAGCAUGCGCAGUAAUCCUGCCGUCCCGCCCCUCCCUUUUCAGUGCCCCCGUUCCUUAGAAACCAGGCGGCGCGUUCCCGGUGGCGGCGCGCUGGACUCCUGUGCCCGCACAUCUCCACAAGCCUCCCUCAAGGAGGACGGGUGGUCGCCGAGACCCGUCCAGACCUAUGAUUUCCAUUGCGGCGCGGGGCGGGCGAUGCCAGUGUGUUAGGAGCCAUGUUUGACCAGGACUGUGUGAAGGUCAUAUCCAUGCUGGAGGCUCUUGUGAGGAGAUGAGUUGGUGAACAGAGGCCGGGAUGAAGAUGCUGCCAGGAGUGGGUGUGUUUGGGACUGGCAGCUCUGCUCGGGUUCUGGUCCCGCUGCUGAGGGCAGAAGGGUUCACCGUCGAGGCCCUGUGGGGAAAGACUGAGGAGGAGGCGAAGCAGCUUGCUGAGGAGAUGAACAUCACCUUCUACACCAGCCGGACUGAUGACGUCUUGCUCCAUCAAGAUGUGGAUCUGGUGUGCAUCAACAUCCCCCCUCCUCUCACCCGGCAGAUAUCUGUGAAGGCUCUAGGUAUUGGAAAGAAUGUGGUUUGUGAGAAGGCAGCAACAUCAGUGGAUGCCUUCCGGAUGGUGACAGCCUCGCGCUACUACCCACAGCUGAUGAGCCUGGUGGGCAAUGUGCUGCGCUUCCUGCCUGCCUUCGUGCGCAUGAAGCAGCUUAUCUCGGAGCACUAUGUGGGAGCAGUGAUGAUAUGUGACGCUCGCAUCUACUCAGGCAGCCUGCUGAGCCCCAGUUAUGGCUGGAUAUGUGACGAGCUCAUGGGUGGUGGGGGCCUGCACACCAUGGGCACCUACAUCGUGGACCUGCUGACCCAUCUGACUGGCAGGAGAGCUGAGAAGGUGCACGGGCUGCUCAAGACCUUUGUGAGGCAGAAUGCCGCCAUCCGUGGCAUACGACAUGUCACCAGCGAUGACUUCUGUUUUUUCCAGAUGCUUAUGGAUGGGGGUGUGUGUAGCACAGUGACACUCAACUUCAACAUGCCAGGUGCCUUUGUGCAUGAGGUCAUGGUAGUUGGCUCUGCAGGGCGCCUUGUUGCCCGGGGAGCUGACCUCUAUGGGCAGAAGAACUCUGCCACACAGGAGGAGCUACUGCUGAGGGACUCGCUGAAUGUGGGUGCAGGGCUGCCCGAGCAGGGGCCCCAGGACGUUCCGCUGCUCUACCUGAAGGGCAUGGUCUACAUGGUGCAGGCCUUGCGCCAGUCGUUCCAGGAGCAGGGGGACCGCCGUACCUGGGACCACACACCUGUCUCCAUGGCCGCCUCAUUCGAGGAUGGGCUGUACAUGCAGAGUGUGGUGGAUGCCAUCAAGAAGUCGAGUCGAUCCGGAGAGUGGGAGACUGUGGAGGUGCUGACGGAGGAACCUGAUGCCAACCAGAACCUGUGCGAGGCGCUUCAGCGGAAUAACCUAUGAGUCUGCAGCUGGGCUUCCAGCUAUAGAGCAAAGGGACCAGGGAAGAGAAUGGGAACUAGAGUGUAACAGGGGCUUGGCCUUAGCAGAGGCAGUGUCUUUCAUUCAAUAAUGGGUUGGGGCUGGAUGAAGCCAGAGGUGGCCCUGGAAAAUCCCCUCCCCCCCAGCGGCUCAUUUAUUCAGACUUGCAGGGUGGUGAGUGUUCCUUUCACUAUGGCUCAGAGGCUAGUGCAGUAUGCACAGGACAGAGCUGUCACCAGGCCUCUGCAUGGUUGUACUUGUAGAGCAGGGCCAGGAAAAGCUUGACUUGUGGGUCCUUCAUCCUGACUUGUGGUCCUAACAGGAUGACAAAGCACAGCAGGAGCCAGCUUAGCUGAUUCUGGAGGCCUGGACAGAAGUAACAAGAAGCCUUGUUUCCAUGCCUUCCUUGGGCUGGGCAUUUCAUGAGCGGUGAAGGCAACAAGUCAUCCCUCAGGGAUCCUCACCUGCCCUUCCAUAUGACCAAGUUUUGCCAGCCUCCAGGCUGACCCUUCCCUGGUAGGGAGGAGGGGGUUUAUUAGGUGAGCUCUCAGGGACUUUUGACCUAAGGAAGAAGGCCCCUGGUUUGGCAGAGAGGAGGCAAGGGAGAGCUUUAGAACAUCUGAUAAAUGCUAAUAAAUUAGAAAAUAUGGCAUCACGGCAUGUGGUUUCUGUUUGGUGGGUUGGGUUUCUUUAAUAACAAAAGCCUUGUUCAUUGCUGUAGAUUGUUCUCUUUCCUCAUGGCUCCAAAGCAGAUCAGAGCCAGCCGUGGGUCCAUCACCAUCUACUGGGCCACAUAGGUUCCUGCCACUGUCUGCCCUCGUCCCAGUCUAUGCCCUCAUGGCAGAGUCCCAGGAGCUCUCCAAAGAAAAGCUUAACUCAGAACACAGCACUCAAGAAUUGCAGGCCUCCCUAGGCUGGAGGUCAGGAGAUUCUGUUCUUGAAGCCAUGGUGAUAGCUCUCAGAGAGCCCUCGGAGAGGGGAGUGAGGAGUGGUUCCUGGGAGGAAGGACAGGAAGGUGGGAGGUGCACAUGAGGAAAAAGGGCUCCACGCGCCGCCCUUGGGAGAAGGUUUGGCUGAACGCUGCCUGACCCAGCCAGCCAUUCACCAACCAUGCCUUCUAUUGACUCUUCUACACAGAGACAGCCCCUUAACCAUGUCAGUCAGAGGUGAGGGAGAGGGGUGUUAAGAAAAGACACAUCCUCCUCUUUGUUUCUUUUACCAGCCUACCAGGAUCAUUAAGUCUAGACUAAACUCUGUUCCCUUCUCUGACCUUCCUCUCUCGUCCCUGCCCAGAGCUUGCCAGGAAGGCCCAGGGAAAGCUUCCUCUUUCUCUUGGCACCCCUUACAGAAGUCACCAGGCCUGUUUUCCUGUUGUGUCCUGGCUUCAAACAUCAUCUUUGUGAAAUAAAAUAAUAAGGGUUA
Molecule: messenger RNA, 2942 nt
Organism: Carlito syrichta (Philippine tarsier)
Lineage: Eukaryota; Metazoa; Chordata; Mammalia; Primates; Tarsiidae
Gene: GFOD2
Product: glucose-fructose oxidoreductase domain containing 2
Exons: 3
Coding region: 345-1502 (385 amino acids)
Biological process (GO): extracellular matrix organization
Cellular component (GO): extracellular matrix
Molecular function (GO): nucleotide binding
Source: RefSeq, a predicted model, not a curated record